Gracilinanus agilis (Agile Gracile Mouse Opossum) is the source of this 769-nucleotide messenger RNA. Its product is annotated as forkhead box protein L1-like. The transcript has a single exon. The coding region runs from base 295 to 615 and encodes 106 amino acids. NCBI's taxonomy places the organism in Eukaryota, Metazoa, Chordata, Mammalia, Didelphimorphia, Didelphidae. The record is from RefSeq and is a predicted model, not a curated record.
GGGAAUGUAGGAGGGAGAGAAGGAUGUGAAGAAAGAGGAGAAGGAAGUAGUGAGGGCUAUGUGACCGGCCCAAAGGGAGCUUCCCAGGGGCACGCUGCCUCAACUCCCACUCACCCCUCGACCAGAUGCUCUGUCCCCCUUUGCUGGCCCAGCCCUGGCCUCCUUUCUGUGGCCCCGGAGGACGCUGCGCAGGACGGUCUCCGGAGAGAUGCUGCUAUCUCAGGCCCGGCAAGCGGACAGCCAGCUGAGACUACAGCUACCUCGAGGUCUCCUCCGCCCCGUGGCCCGCGAGACAUGGACCCGGACGACUCUGACCCUCCAAAAAGCGCCGACAAGCCCAAAAGCUUCAGCAUAGACAGUAUCCUGGCCCGGACACAGAGCCAGAAGCCGGCUAGAGGAGGCGAGCUGGCCGGGGCAGCCAAACAGGCUGGGGAGUCGCUGGCCGGGGGAUGCUUCAGCUCUGCCUUUUUUACUAGCUCGCCCGGCCUCUGCCCGACUUUCAGUGGUUCCCUGAUGGUCGAUUCUCAAGUUCAAGGGCGACUUUACCAGCUGGGGAUCCCUCUUCUUUCAUAUUUCCCGCUCCAGCUCUCUGACACGGUCUUUAAUUUCCAGUAAUAGAAACCGAGACAGAUUUUGUUUCUCUCCUGUCUCACCAAAGCCUGGAACCUGUCCCUUGAAAGGGGCGCCAGCGACUGACCACGACCGAAGCGGGUGAAAAGCAAAUUAUUUUAACAUUGCUUGUUUAUUUGUUUGAAAGGCAUUUGCCAAC